AUGUCACGAGGUCCUGUAAAUACAGGGCUUAGAACUUUCGGAACAACAUUAGGAUUAAACGAUGAAAUAAAGCAUAAAUAUAAACCUAGUGAACUUCAUUUUCCAUCAGUAGCAAAGCGUCUUAAAUGGAAUGAAUUAUUAAUAAUCGAUUGGAUAGAUAUUGAUCCACAUUCGCAAGAAUAUUCUUUUCUUAAAGAACUUGGUGUUCGAGAAGUACCAGAUUUGCAUAAAUUAAUUAAUCGCAUUGAUGAAGAACAUCAAAAUGGAUCAAAAAUAAAAACUGAUUAUCAAUUACCAAAGUCGCUUGUAUUUUUUGCAGAACAUUUUCAAGAACAUUAUUCAAAAUUAUGGAAAAAAUCAAAAAUUAAAAAGCCUUUUCUUCCAUCAUCUAUUCCUGAUGUUAAUCAUUCAACAGAAGUUGUAUUAAUAACACCUGAAACUGUUUUUAAAGAACCAAGUCCAUUAUUUCCAUCUUUACUUCCUGAUGUAAUUCGAUGUUUUUCGCGAUAUUUUAAUAUUGAUUUACUUGGAGUUAAAAAUCAUCCGUCUUUGUCAAUAGCUUUUGAUGCUUUAAUAGAAAAAAGAAAUCAAUUAUUAACUUUUCAAACAGCUACAAAAUAUUUUACUUAUUUUAAUAAAUUAGAUGGUCUUAAUACAACAUUUAUUCAAAAAAUUUCAAAUAUUCCUUUUAUUCCUCUAUCAGAAACCAAUAUCUAUGUUAAACCAUCUCAAGUAUUUAUUCGUUCAAAAAGUUCAACAAUCGAUAAAAUAUCUCAAGAUAAUAAUAAUAAUAAUAAUACAUUUGAUGAUGUAGCAGCACGUGGUCUUAUUGAUUAUAUAGAUUAUGGUCCUGAAGCUAAUUCAUUUCUUCUUAGUAUAGGAGUGCUUCAUUAUCCAUCAGCAGAAAAUCUUGCUGAUCUACUUAUUGAACGACAACAAACAUAUUUUAAUCAAAAUAAAGAUAAUAAUGAAGAACUUAUAUCAGCUAAAGUACGUUUUUAUACAAAUUGUUUAAAGCAAUUAUCUGCUGUAUCAAAUGUAACACAACAAUUAUAUGUUGAACCAUUACGUAGUCGUUUAAUUAAUAAACCAUGGUGUUUAGCUUAUCAAGCUCUUGAACGAUCUGAUGGAACAAAAUAUCAAAUAUUUAAAAUUGCCAAACCCAGUGAUAUUUAUUUAGAUGAUGAUCAUCAAUCUGCUAUUGAUCUUCGACCAUUGUGUGCACCUGAUGAACCAGAAUUAAUAAAAUUAUAUGAAAAAUUUGGUUCAAAAUGGAUAUCAGAAUGUGUUAAACGAACAUUAGUGCAUAGAGGAAAAUGUAUUAUAACAGAUAGAAGUAAAAAAUUACGUGAUCGAAUUCAUCAUCGUUUAGAUAUGUUAUUUGUUAAUAAUAGAGGAGAAUGUAUGAAAAAUAUUGAUGAAAAACGUAUUGAAUUAUUACGAAAACAAUUCUCUAUUUAUGAAGCUGAAGGAAUUCAAUGUCAAUUAACAUUUCAAAACAGAACUAUAACAUUAAGUUCUACAGAAUGUAGUUCAUGCGCACUUGAAUAUGAAAGAAAUCAAGUAUGUUUAUAUAUUCACAAAGAUAUUCCUACACUUGAUUACAUUGAUAUUGCUACUGAAUUAACACGAUUUGUGUAUAAAAAACCACUUGAUACAUUAGUUCAUUCCAUCAGUGAUAAACUUGCUUCUCCAUUAGAAACACUUAAACGACGUGGAAUUCCUGUCGAUCGAUUACUGAAAAAUCCAGAACAACAACCGAUUAAAUUAUCGUUACAAAUUCCACAAAUAAAAACGGAGGAGAAUAAACAAAUACAAGCAGUACAACAGCAACAACCAGAAGCACAACAAAUUCAACGAUGUCAUCAACAAGAAUCUCAAGAACAAGUUAUUCCUAAACAAAAACAAGCGUUGCAACAGCAAGAACAAACACUUCAAGUUGAAAAACUCCAACAGUAUCAUCAACAAGAAUUUCAAAAGCAACUUAAUAAACAACAAGAACAGUAUCAACAAAAUUUACAAACUCCACGCGGACUUUUUCAAAGUUUAAAAGACUUGUUGGUUCCCAUUCAAUUGCCUUCUUCUUCUUCUUCUUCUCCUGCUCUUCCUAUUCCUUCUCAAAGUCAAUCUGUUGAGAAUAUUUCAAGUACGAUUGAAAGAAAUCGUAUUGAUCAUUUUGGACGAUAUAAAUCUACAGAUGAUGCUGAUAUUGAUAAAAUGAUUCGAACAACACGAUCAUAUUCUCAAAUGGAAUUUAAUCAAACAGAACAUUCUAGAAAUGAAAAUAAUACUUCAUGUGAAUUUGUUCCAGCUGCAAAUAUGAUACGUUAUGAUAAACUUUUUCAUGGCAUUCCUCUUUAUAUUGAUCGUAAUGUAAAAUUAACAAAUAUUUUAAUUGAUCAGGGUAAACAACUUGCUUGGCUAUUAUCUGGUCUUGCAAAACAAGUAUUUAAUAUACCGGUAGAAACAAUGCAUCUCUUUCGUGAUAUUGAGAGUGCUCGUAUUGCUUUCAACAGUAAUGGUGCAUUAUUUUUCAAUCUUCGUUAUUAUGAACAAGUAUUUUUCGAUGAUUUCAAACUAUAUCUUCAAAAUUCUACAUCGUUAUCAUCAUCAACUCCAAUUGUUCGCAAGAUAGUUAAUUUCUAUUUUAUGGUUACUUGUCAUGAAUUAUCACAUAAUAUCGAUUCAAAUCAUGAUUUAAAUUUUAUUAAUCGUUUUGAAAAGGUUUCUGUUCGAUUUAUGGAUGAAAAAGAUGCAUUUUUAUCGAGAUUCUCUUUUCAAGGACUAUAA
Molecule: messenger RNA, 2790 nt
Organism: Rotaria sp. Silwood2
Lineage: Eukaryota; Metazoa; Rotifera; Eurotatoria; Philodinida; Philodinidae
Source: the annotation of a GenBank genome assembly